AUUAUAUACAUGAGCGGAAGCCAGAAGCGUCACAUAUAUACAGUGAAUGGUUUCCUGAAAACUGGUCGUAAAUUGGGGGCGGGGAGGUCCCGCUAGAUUCCAACUUUUCUUUUUUAAAGAUCCUGAUAGCCCUUACCAGGCCGACCAUUCGUUUGGUUUUUGCUUGCAGGAUAACUCCAAGGGCUUUUACAAAGUUGGAAUCCUUUCCCAUCCAUCUCCGUAAUAAUUCGUAGUAUUUCCUUUCCAUUAACUUCUACGUAUGCAAGAUUUUAUUUACUAUAUAUAUUUUUUCCUAAAUUACUGUAGUGUCAGACUACUAUUUAAUCAGUCAAAGGCGACUACUACAUUUGCAGAUGAUGUACUCGUAGUCGGAGAUAGAAUCAUAAGCAGGGGGCCAAAAUUAUGAGGUGCUGAGUCAGCUGAAGGACAGCACCGUAGGCAACUCGCUUUAAAGAAAUUUGGAAUUUUGGAGCAGCCGCAGCAGUGGGCACCGGGCAGUGUAGGCAGUACCACCAGACCGCGACCACCCGCUACUUAAAUUAAACGUUCCUCUCUUCCCAUUUUCCUUCACCCCAAAGCCCCGAGCUUGCUGUAUGCCUACUAUACUGAGAGAAAGGGUCCUUGCUCUCAUUUCAUUUCAUUUCUUGUAUAAGAAAAUCUCCACGAUCCCCCCCCCCCCUCCUCCCUGCAGUAAUACAUUCUAUAUAAACAUAUAUACUACUGAUUAGUAGUAUUAGCUAGGACUAGGAAGAGGGGCUUGUCAGAGUUAGACGAUAUGGGCGAAGAGAAGAAAGAGGAAGCGAACAAGGAGGAGCAACAGAAACAAGUACCGGGAAACAAAGAAGAUACUAGUAAAAAGGAAGAAGAAGGGGACAAGAAAGAAGAAAAGAAGGAAGAAGAGGUUCAGGAGAUUGUUCUCAAGGUUUGCGCUAACUACACAAUACUACUACUAAAUGCUUCAAAUGCAUUUGCUCUUACCGCCCACCAAACAAAAUUAAUUGAUUACUAAUUUGGACGCUCUUCACAUCAUAUCAGUAAAAUCACCCCAUCAAAUUCUCUACUCCUCUCUCACAUAAUCGUGCAACCCCCAGUGUUGUCCUCAUUGAAAUAAUUGCAACGGCUGUCCGUAUAUCCCUUCCCAUGCCCGUACCUGAAACCAUAGCUAUCAUAACAGGGCGGCGGGGGCGCGGGCCGCCCAUAACCAUAGUAGCAUGGCCCCCCGUUGUACCCUUCCGAACAUGGGACACAGCAGAACCCCACUGGAACUGGCGGGUGAGAGCACGGUUCAGGUGAAGUCGGUGCUGGUGGUGGUGGUGGUGGUGCAAGUGCCAUCGGCUUUUCAACUACUGUAACUGGGGGUAUACUUCGACUGAUUAGUGACUCCUCCAAUGUUAAUUGUCCCCUUCCUCUCUCUCUGUCGUGCAAGUGAUUGCAUAUUUGUUAAGUAGACUGUUAACAACACAUUUGAAGGCGCAGCGCAGCGGAAUUUAAUUGAAUUGGGACGCUUGUAAUAUAACCAAACAGAUUGGGCUUUAUUUUCUCAAAUUUAUUUGUUUACAUCAUCGUUACAAUUUCCAAUACACCUUUUUACCUUUCCAA
Messenger RNA from Coffea arabica (coffee), 1599 nucleotides. The record is from RefSeq and is a predicted model, not a curated record. Lineage: Eukaryota; Viridiplantae; Streptophyta; Magnoliopsida; Gentianales; Rubiaceae.